Messenger RNA from Sphaeroforma arctica JP610, 973 nucleotides. RefSeq lists its product as hypothetical. The record is from RefSeq and is a predicted model, not a curated record. The transcript has a single exon. Bases 89 to 973 code for a protein of 294 amino acids. Lineage: Eukaryota; Ichthyosporea; Ichthyophonida.
UGGCAUCGACAUAAAAGAAUCAACUCAGAAUACCUUACUUUCGACAAGCAUAUAUUAUUUCACGGGGGCUUGGAUUGAUUCCAGGAACAUGAGUAGCGCCAGUACGGUGUCAGACGGUGUGAAGGGCUGCGAUGGCUCGAAAGGUGAGGAGGUAACGGGGCCUUCUAAUACUACACCUGAUGCAGCACACAGUAGUCCGGGUUCACAAAAGCGACCCACCCCAUCCAGCGCAGCUUCUGUUACCUUGGGAGCGCGAGGUAAGACCACCACCAGAGCCUCUGAGAAGGUGAGGGAGAUCCUGGAGAAACGCAGAGCGGCCAGAGCUGCGGCUGAGGAGAAGAAGAAACAGGAGGCCACCGCAGAACAGAACACGACGGUUGCCAAGAAACCAGUUGGUAGGGAUGCGGGGGGUGAUGCCAAAGGGGAGGUAGGCACGGUAGCAGAGCAUAAGGAGGGGAUUGAUGCGUCGAACCAGCCAGAUGUCAAGUCGGAAACGAAGGCACAGGCCACGGGCGAUAGCCUUGGUGGUGGGACUGAUAAGACAGUUGUGAAGGGAGACAAGCAGGAGCAAGGCGAAGUGACCGCACAACUACCCGAACACGCAUCGGAGGAACAUGAGAGACCCACAACUGUGAAGGACGGUGUAGCUGCCAACAAACCCAGCGAAACCUCUCAGCAAACUACCAGGAAGCACAUACAGCACACGGGAGAGACCAAUACUGCGCCUGUAGGGGCUGAUGGUAGUAAGGAAAAGGGCACAAAUGGAAGUACGGAGGUGCAGAACAGGCCCUCUGAGAAAGAGGUGGGGGCUCUCCAGAAGGACGUGGAAGGGGACGUCCUGACUGAGAAGAGUAGCAUACAGGACAAACCGACAGACAAAGAUACUAUCGCAGUGACAACGAAUACGCCGACUGAAGACAAGGCCGCACAAGGUAACCAUGCCAAUACAAUGGCGAAUCAGACGUAUUGUUAA